AUGCCCGAAUCUACUUUCUUGAAUAAAGACUACCAAUCAAACCAUUAUCACAACGUUCGUCCAACUUACCCCUCGUCUCUAGUCGAAGCCAUUUUAAGUUAUCACACAGGUGAAAGGGAUACUGUAAUCGAUAUUGGAUGUGGUACGGGUUUUGCGUCUUCUUUAUUUGCGCCCUCCUUCAAGCACGCAAUCGGUAUCGAUCCUUCCGAUAGUAUGCUUCAAACAGCAAGAUCAACUAAUACUCAGAAAAAUCUCAGUUUUGUGAAGAGUUUCGGAGAAGAUGUAGAUAAGGUCGUUAGCCAUGAAGUAGACAUGGUGAUUGGCGCUGAAAGUAUUCACUGGUGCGACCUCGACAUUUUGUUCGAGAAAAUUAAUACCGUUCUUAGGAAAGACGGCACUUUCGCCUUUUGGUUCUAUAUUCAACCAGAAUUCAUUGACUUGGGUAAAAAGGCAAGUGAAAUUUAUUGGAAAUAUUGUUAUAGUGAGGAAUAUAUGGGACAGUAUUUGACGGACUUCCAGAGAACGUUUUUUAGUAGAUUCGGAGGUAAAGCACUUUAUUAUAAAUUGUCAAAUGUUUUCAAAGAUAUAAGUUUCAAAUCUCAUUGCAAUUACACUAUAAAUGAUGAAAUUAAAGAGUUGCAAAAAAUUACAAAUGAAGAUUUAUCGUUUAAGUCCCCCUUCUACAUCCAUACAAUUACCACUUUAACAAAAUUAAAAGAUUUCGCAAGAAGCUGGAGUAUAUACACUGCUUACAGACAGGAACAUCCAAAUGACGAAAAAGAUAUAGUUGAUGUAUUCAUCAAUGAAUUGAAAAAUGCCUGUAAUAUCACCGAUAUGGAAACACCGCUUAAUAUUGAAUGGACAACCUUCUAUUAUACAUGUCGUAAGCAAUGA
Messenger RNA from Kazachstania africana CBS 2517, 894 nucleotides. RefSeq names its product class I SAM-dependent methyltransferase. Gene Ontology annotation, molecular function: S-adenosylmethionine-dependent methyltransferase activity. Bases 1 to 894 code for a protein of 297 amino acids. The transcript has a single exon. NCBI's taxonomy places the organism in Eukaryota, Fungi, Ascomycota, Saccharomycetes, Saccharomycetales, Saccharomycetaceae. The record is from RefSeq and is a predicted model, not a curated record.